Owenia fusiformis is the source of this 1605-nucleotide messenger RNA. The record is from the annotation of a GenBank genome assembly. Lineage: Eukaryota; Metazoa; Annelida; Polychaeta; Sabellida; Oweniidae.
GUCACGUGGUACAUUUGUAAAAGUAAAAAAUAUUCGAGGGCAUGAUUAUCUAAUUAUUGAUUGGGAAUUCAAGUUUGCAUUUGUCAUAUAUCAAUCAUAAGCUAGUAUAGAUUGUGGCUUAUUAUAUCGAUUUUACUUAUGAUAUGUGAUGAAUUCAAGUGUUGUUCUGGCAGAGACUAGGCUUAUAUUGAGACUUCACAGAGCUACAUGUACAAAACUGAUAUCUUUGAGCCCCUGUAGCCAAAGGGCUCACUCAGACAAUUGGAGUCAUUCUUGGACCGCCAACAACAGGUCUUACAGCACCACAGGUUCCUUUAGUAAGGCAAUUUAUUAUUUCAGCUACCACACUUCAAAUAGCGUUAACAUCAGCACUGGAAACAACAUUUGUUACCCUAACAGCAGUUACCCUGACAACAACAAUCAAGAAGAUUUCAACAAGGCAGUGGUUGCCGACAAUAGUGACAAUUCAGUGAUGAAUCUCUCUACAGUAAUCUCACGAUUGAAUAAUUUUGCCGCCACAAGUCUUGCAGAAAGCUGGGACAAUGUAGGACUGCUAGUAGAGCCAUCACCGCCCUUUGAAGUCACUAAUCUCAUGAUUACAAAUGAUUUAACUGAACUUGUAUUGGAAGAGGCAAUUGAAAAGAACAUAAAUCUAAUUUUGUCGUAUCAUCCUCCAAUAUUUGUACCACUAAAGUCGCUCACACAACGAACUGCCAAAGAACGAAUCAUUGUCAAGUGUCUAGAAAGAAGAAUCGCUAUAUUUUCCCCACACACGAGCUAUGAUGCAGUUGAGAAUGGAGUCAAUGAUUGGUUGAUAUCUCCUUUUGUCGCAGAGGGCAGUAAGGUGGAACCAUUGCAUCCUGUAACUUCUAAAUGUUACGCAACCCCAGGACGCUAUCGAGUUGAUGUCAUAUUUCCAAUUGAGGACACUGAAAAGAUUUACGAUCAACUCAACUGUAUAGAUGGCGUUAGUCAAGUCUUCAGGUUGACAGUUGUGAACACUACAAAGUUUACCAUGAACUGUACAGACAGGGGUCUUGAACGAAUUGUGGCGUAUGUUAACUCCAGUAGCUCUGAAAUGGCGCAGCAAUCUGUGGAGAUCAUCACCCUUGAUAAGCCUCCAAUUCCAAAUCAUGGUAUGGGUAGGAAGUGUAAGAGGAAACAACCUAUCACAUUAGAGAAUGCAGUUGCCAUGGUGAAACAGCAUCUGCAGCUAGAUCAUGUUCGACUGGCCAUUGGGGAGAAAUGUGCACUGGAUUCUCCUAUCAAGUCUAUUGCAGUAUGUGCCGGAUCUGGAUCCAGUGUACUGAAGGGGGUCAAGGUCAAUAUGUAUGUGACAGGUGAAAUGUCUCAUCAUGACGUGCUUGAUGCUACGUCAAGAGGAAUCAGCGUCAUACUGUGUGACCACACGAACACUGAACGCGGCUAUUUACAUUCAUUAAAGGAUAAAUUUACAGAACUGUUUGAUAACAAAGUGACAAUUCAUUUAUCAAGUACAGAUACAGAUCCUUUGAAAAUUGUUUAGUCAUUAAGAAAAAUAGUCGUAAUCAUGCGAUUGAGUGGAAUGGACAAAACUAGAGGCCCGGUGUGAAAGAAAUUAUGGUC